AUGGCUGCUCCCCCGGCACUGGGUGCCCUGGGCUUGACCUUUACCGCCAUGCGCGCCAUGCAGGCGGUUGCUCUCAUUGCCAUCAUCGGGCUGACGUCCAACUUCAUCUCGGAGAUGGUCGGGGCCAACUACGUGGCCCCGCCUGCCCUGGUUGGCACUCUGGUCGUUGCUUGCAUGGCUGCCGUAUACACAGUCAUCACCUACAUCCUGUACUGGGACUCGCUGCUCCCUCUGCUCAUCUCGACGGGCGCCGACAGCCUCUGCCUGAUUGCCGUCAUCGUCGUGGCAUGCGUGGUGGGCAAGCCCGUCAGCUACCUGUCGUGUCCGUCGCUGCCGGACUCGGGCAACACGGCCAACUUCAUCAGCUCGCUAUUCCUCAAUCUGUCGCGCCAGGUGUGGUACGAGUGGGUCGACGCGGACAAGGCGGCCUGCUUCGAGCUCAAGGCCAUCUGGGGCCUAAGCAUCUGCCUGUGCGUGCUGUACUUUGUCUCAGCCGUGGCGUCGGCCUGCCUGUGGAAGCGCCUCAAGGGCGGCAGCCGCCCUCCGCCCAAGGACAUUGAAUGA
Messenger RNA from Hirsutella rhossiliensis, 564 nucleotides. RefSeq lists its product as uncharacterized. The transcript is spliced from 2 exons. The coding region runs from base 1 to 564 and encodes 187 amino acids. NCBI's taxonomy places the organism in Eukaryota, Fungi, Ascomycota, Sordariomycetes, Hypocreales, Ophiocordycipitaceae. The record is from RefSeq and is a predicted model, not a curated record.